Python bivittatus (Burmese python) is the source of this 1254-nucleotide messenger RNA. RefSeq names its product hepatocyte nuclear factor 6-like. NCBI's taxonomy places the organism in Eukaryota, Metazoa, Chordata, Lepidosauria, Squamata, Pythonidae. Gene Ontology annotation, cellular component: nucleus. The record is from RefSeq and is a predicted model, not a curated record. Gene Ontology annotation, biological process: regulation of transcription by RNA polymerase II. Gene Ontology annotation, molecular function: DNA-binding transcription factor activity, RNA polymerase II-specific; RNA polymerase II cis-regulatory region sequence-specific DNA binding.
AUGAACGUCCAGUUGAGCUUGGAGAAUGGUGGGGAGAUGGCCGUUCAAGAGCAGGAUUUCAUGCAAAGCGACUCGCGUCCUCUGCAUUCGGUGCUGCAGAGGCCCUCUUUGGUGGCCUCGGUGCUGGAAGGCAGCGAAUGCCACCGGGCAGAGCACACCUUGGCCACCACCCUGCACCCGGGACUCGGCUUUGGGGGGGACUCGCCCACGGCCGGCGCGGGGAACAGCUACACCACCCUGACUCCCCUGCAGCCCCUGCACGAGAAGUUCCACCAUCAGAACCACCACCACCACCACCACCAGUGUCUGCCGAUGGGCAACGUCAUUGGGAGCUUCACCCUCAUGAGGGAAGACAGGGGGCUGGGCACCAGCGGGCAUUUUUACAGCCCGUACCACCACAAAGACCUGGGCAUGGGUCAGAGCUUGUCUUCGCUGCCCAGCCCACAACUGGUUCCCAUGCACAACUACCCGGGACACUCCGUGGCCCCUCUGGGCAACGAGAAGAUGGUGAUCAGCAACGGCUUCGAAGGCCACUCCGCCGCCAUGUUUGGCCGAAUGGACCAGCACUUCCAGAGAGAGAUGUCUCCCACCCAGAACACCACCAUGGCUUCCCCCAACCCCAUGAGUCAAACCACCUACGGUCACCCUCGGCCGGAGAUGAACGCUCGGCCCAACCCCCCCAUCGCCACCCAGACCACGGUGCUCUCGAGUCAGCUGGAGGAGAUCAACACCAAAGAGGUGGCCCAGCGUAUCAUCGCCGAGCUGAAGAGGUACAGCAUUCCCCAGGCGAUCUUCGCGGAGCGUGUCCUCUGCCGCUCCCAAGGCACCCUGUCCGACCUCCUGAGGAACCCCAAGCCCUGGAGCAAACUCAAGUCCGGGAGGGAGACCUUCAAAAGGAUGUGGCGAUGGCUUCAAGAGCCCGAAUUUCAGAGAAUGGCAGCUUUAAGGUUAGAAGCCUGCAAAAGAAAAGAGCAAGACCAAAGCAAAGUUGACCGCAACCACGUCCCGAAACGCCACCGGCUGGUCUUCACAGACAUCCAGCGCCGCACCCUGCACGCCAUCUUUCACGAGAACCAACGCCCUUCCAAGGACCUUCAGAUCACCAUCGCCCAACAGCUCGGCCUGGAGCUGUCCACCGUCAGCAACUUCUUCAUGAACGCCCGGCGGCGGAGUCUGGACAAAUGGAUGGAGGAAGGAAGGUCCCCUUCCUCUGGGUCCACCCCGUCCUCGGCCGUCACUUGCACCAAAGCGUAA